Messenger RNA from Anopheles marshallii, 2685 nucleotides. It is a transcript of the gene Tnpo, whose product is annotated as transportin-1. Lineage: Eukaryota; Metazoa; Arthropoda; Insecta; Diptera; Culicidae. The coding region runs from base 1 to 2685 and encodes 894 amino acids. Gene Ontology annotation, molecular function: small GTPase binding; nuclear import signal receptor activity. The transcript has 8 exons. Gene Ontology annotation, cellular component: cytoplasm; nucleus. Gene Ontology annotation, biological process: protein import into nucleus. The record is from RefSeq and is a predicted model, not a curated record.
AUGUCGUGGGAACCGCAACCGGAUGGUCUGAGCCAGAUCAUCACACUGCUGAAGCAGUCACAAUCCAAGGAUAAUAUGGUACAACGUGCCGUGCAGCUGAAAUUGGAAGAACUCAACCAGUAUCCGGAUUUCAAUAACUAUCUGAUUUACGUGCUGACGAAGCUGACUUCCGAAAAUGAACCGACACGAUCACUGUCGGGGCUGAUUCUGAAAAACAACAUUCGCAUCCACGGUGCACAGCUACAACCGGAAAUCCUGGAGUACAUUAAGCAGGAAUGUCUGAUGGCACUCAGCGAUCCGUCACCGUUGAUACGGGCAACGGCUGGAAUUCUCAUUACGACCAUCGCCAAUACGGGCGGACUACAGAACUGGCCGGCACUGUUGCCGACGCUAUGCGAUAUGCUCGAUUCGCAGGAUUACAUCGUGUGCGAGGGUGCGUUUGGUGCGUUGCAGAAAAUUUGUGAAGAUUCGGCCGACACGCUCGACAGCAGUGCGCUGAACCGCCCGUUGAACGUCAUGAUUCCAAAGUUCCUGCAGUUUUUCCGCCAUUCGAGCCCGAGCAUUCGGUCGUACGCGAUCGCUUGCAUCAACCAGUUCAUCGUCAAUCGCACCCAGGCACUGAUGGUACACAUCGACACGUUCAUCGAGAAUUUGUUCCACAUUUCGUCGGACGAUGAUCGCGAGGUGCGGAAGAACGUGUGCCGGGGAUUGGUAAUGUUGCUGGAAGUGCGUAUCGAUCGGCUGAUGCCGCAUAUGAACAGUAUUAUCGAGUACAUGCUGGUGCAGACGCAGGAUUCGGACGAAACGUCGCUGAAUGCUUGCGAGUUCUGGCUAUCGCUUGCCGAACAGAACAUCUGCAAGGAAGUGCUGACGCCUCAUCUGCCCCGCUUGGUACCGGUGCUGGUGCGUGGCAUGAAGUACAGCGAUAUCGAUAUCAUGGUACUAAAGGGUGAUGUGGAAGAGGAUGAAAUGAUUCCGGACCGUGAGGAAGACAUCAAGCCACGUUUCCACAAGUCUCGAACGAUCACACAGAAACCUUCGAUCGGUGCCGGUACUAGCGGCAACGAUGAUGACGAUGACAUCGAUGACCCGUACGUUGAUAUGAACGACGACAGUAACCCGUCCGAUUGGAAUUUACGGAAGUGUAGUGCGGCCACCCUGGAUGUGCUAGCAAACGUCUAUAAAGACGAAUUCCUGCCGAUCCUGUUGCCCAUACUGAAGGAGACGCUCUUUCACGAGGAGUGGUUGGUGAAGGAAAGCGGCAUUCUAGCGCUGGGUGCGAUCGCGGAAGGCUGCAUGACCGGUAUGGUGCCACAUUUGCCCGAGCUGAUUCCGUAUCUGAUCGUGUGCUUGUCUGACAAGAAAGCACUCGUACGAUCCAUCACCUGCUGGACGCUGUCACGCUAUGCCCAUUGGGUCGUCAGCCAGCCGCACGAUCAGUAUCUGAAGCCACUGAUGAAGGAGCUGUUGAAACGCAUCCUGGAUGCGAACAAGCGCGUGCAGGAAGCGGCCUGUUCGGCUUUUGCCACCCUCGAGGAGGAAGCAUGCACAGAGCUGGUACCGUACUUGGGCUUUAUACUGGAUACGCUUGUGUUUGCCUUCCGGAAGUAUCAGCACAAGAAUCUGCUCAUUCUGUACGAUGCAAUCGGUACGCUGGCGGAUUCGGUCGGACAUCAUCUGAACAAACCGGAAUACAUAAGCAUGCUAAUGCCACCGUUGAUCGAAAAAUGGAACAAUCUCAAGGACGAAGACAAAGAUUUAUUUCCGCUGCUGGAGUGUUUGUCCAGCGUUGCCACGGCACUGCACUCGGGCUUUCUGCCCUACUCCGAGCCGGUCUACCGUCGAUGCAUAUCAUUGAUACAGCAAACGUUGAUCCAAGAUGUGGCGAGCACCACGAACCCGACACAGUUCGAGCAGCCGGACAAAGAUUUUAUGAUCGUUGCGCUGGAUUUGCUUUCGGGACUGGCGGAGGGAUUGGAUUGUUACAUCGAGUCGCUGGUUUCGAGCAGCAACAUAAUGCAGCUGCUGUACCAGUGCAUGCAAGAUUCGAUGCCUGAGGUGCGCCAAUCAUCCUUCGCCCUACUAGGCGAUUUGACGAAAGCAUGCUUCCAGCACGUGCACCCACACAUUGCCGAUUUUUUGCCCAUUCUGGGCCACAAUCUAAACCCGGAGUACAUUUCCGUCUGUAACAAUGCGACUUGGGCUAUUGGAGAGAUCAGUAUUAAACUGAUGGAAGAUACUAAGCCGUACAUUCCGAUGGUGUUGGGACCGCUAAUUGAAAUAAUCAACAAUACCAACACACCUAAGACUUUGUUGGAAAAUACCGCGAUAACAAUUGGGCGUCUAGGUCUCGUGUGCCCCGUAGAAGUGGCCCCUUCAUUGCAACAGUUUGUGCGACAGUGGUGCUCGUCGCUGCGCAACAUCCGCGAUAACGAGGAAAAAGAUUCCGCCUUCCGUGGGAUGUGUCAAAUGAUCACGGUCAAUCCGGUUGGUGUGGUGCCCGAUUUUAUCUUCUUCUGCGAUGCAGCUGCAUCAUGGAUGACACCGCAGAAGGAUCUGCAUGAGAUGCUGCAAAAGAUUCUGCAGGGUUUCAAGAUGCAAGUGGGUGAAGAAAAUUGGAGCCGUUUCGUCGAACAGUUUCCACCCCAGCUGAGCGAACGUUUGGCCGUAAUGUACAGCAUCUAA